UUGACACUUAGGAUAAGAUCUGACCGGUGUCAGUAUUUAACCUGAAAAAGCUUACAAAUGGUUACAUUUGCUUACAAAUGGUUACCAAUCAUUCUAUACAUGCAUUAAAACAGAAUUGUGCAUACUGCAAACCAAUUCAAAUCAUGCUAAGAGAUCAUCGUGUGUUUAUUGACAAUAGACAGAGAGCUUUAAUUUGUUGUUAUAUGCAUGGGGGAGUGUAGGAAAUUGCGUCAGGUUUAUUGACACUCCCUGUCUGUGCAGAAAGAUAAAGGAAAGCAGCUUUGUGAUCAAUUCUGAACCGCUCGUCAUCUCUGUGGUUACUGCACAGUGAGUCACGGCUUCAAUAAAUGGAUAGUAGACAGGAUUUUUUUGCUUAUGAUAUCCCUUCUAUUGAUAUUGACUACAUGUAGUUCAGAACAACUAUGAAAAUCAAAGAUGUUUUCAUCUGAAGAGCCCAACUCAAUAUUGUCAGUCAAACCCCUAUUCAAUCAAAUGUUGAGGGUUACUGUGGGCAGAUAGAACAACAUUGCAUGCGUGCACAUUGAAAAUGUUGGGUUCGUAUGCUCUUUAAAAUCUCCAUUACAUUUUUAUUCAACCUUAUUUAACCAGGCAAGUCCAUUAAGAACCCAUUCCUAUUUAUAAUGACGGCCCUGUUAUUUUACAUUUUUAGGAACCUUUAAAAAAAUGUUUUUGUCCCUCUCCCUCCUCAUCCUGUGUAGGAGUUUGCUGACAGUCUCCAGAACAGUGGAGUUCACGGGGCUGUAAUGGUGCUAGACCCCUCCUUCAACACAGACUCCAUGGCAACGGCAUUGGGUAUACCCGGCAACAAGCACAUGAUUCGCCGCCACCUCACCGAGGAGAUGAAGGUCCUUAUCAGUUCAGCCAGGUCAGGAGGUCUACAGCAAAACCAUGACAGGCUGGGGACAAUGAGCACCCCGCCAACGCCUCUACGCCACGCCUCCCCACCCACACCCUUGCGGCACGCCUCCCUGGGCCGGCCCACCAGCUCCACCAACCGCCACACACACCCGGACGACGAAGGCUCCCUCAGGAGACGGGCCGUCAAGCCUCCUUUAGGGUUCAGUCCCAAAGCCCACAGUGGGCGGGACUUGAGUUGUCAUAGCAGCUACGGCUCGCUGCCGAGAGAGGCUUGUGACGAAGCUCCGCCCAGGACAGAGGGGAGUCCAAUCCACAAACACUCGGGCAUCGAGGUCACCAAUGUGUGAGGUCAUUGACGUGUGAGGUCAUCGACAUGUGACAUCUGUGCCUACAGUACGGCACAAGACAACAAUGCUUUGUGGGAUGCCAGACGAGUGAUGUUUACUGUACUUUUUGAAUGAUGUAGCCUUUGUUGGUCUGAAUACACUAUUUUCGAGAGAGAAGGAAUCUUUUUUCCAUUUAUAGUCUAAGAACAACUCUUUACAUCUCUCACUGGUAUUUGUCGAAUAAUCUGACCUUUGUGAGGACACACGUCUAUCCCAUGGAAACAAACUUAAACUGAAUAGGCUUUUAUUUUUGUAUUUGCAUUAUGUGCAAAGGUUUUUUAAACAGGAAAUGGCUCAGCAAUUAGUUGGUGUUUAGUAGUUCUUAUUGAGGACGGGCCUGUUUCUCAAAAGGAAGAGCUGAUGAGGAAAUAUGGUCAUGUGUUUGUGUACAGGGUACUUUCCUGAUUCAUUGCAAAUUAACAAAAGAAAACUAUUCAAGUGAGAUUUAUCGCAAAUGUCUUUUUGAUGUUUAAUUCAAACAUGGUGUUACAGAAACUGUCUCAGAUGCCUUGCGAACUGAGACUAUGGACAUUGUCUCAGAUGCCUUGCGAACUGGGACUAUGGACAUUGUCUCAGAUGCCUUGCGAACUGGGACUAUGGACAUUGUCUCAGAUGCCUUGCGAACUGGGACUAUGGACAUUGUCUCAGAUGCCUUGCGAACUGGGACUAUGGACAUUGUCUCAGAUGCCUUGCGAACUGGGACUAUGGACAUUGUCUCAGAUGCCUUGCGAACUGGGACUAUGGACAUUGUCUCAGAUGCCUUGCGAACUGGGACUAUGGACAUUGUCUCAGAUGCCUUGCGAACUGGGACUAUGGACAUUGUCUCAGAUGCCUUGCGAACUGGGACUAUGGACAUUGUCUCAGAUGCCUUGCGAACUGGGACUAUGGACAUUGUCUCAGAUGCCUUGCGAACUGGGACUAUGGACAUUGUCUCAGAUGCCUUGCGAACUGGGACUAUGGACAUUGUCUCAGAUGCCUUGCGAACUGGGACUAUGGACAUUGUCUCAGAUGCCUUGCGAACUGGGACUAUGGACAUUGUCUAAGAUGAAAACUUAAACUUGAAGUUGUAUUAACUGUAUGUUUGAUAGUCUUUUUUCAGUUUGUUAAUAUACACUGUUGUGUCUAAACUAAAAUGAACACUCCCUCGUGACAUUUGAUACAUUCAAUAAAACCAUUAACAUGG
Messenger RNA from Oncorhynchus masou masou (cherry salmon), 2448 nucleotides. RefSeq names its product kazrin-A-like. The transcript has 3 exons. Lineage: Eukaryota; Metazoa; Chordata; Actinopteri; Salmoniformes; Salmonidae. The record is from RefSeq and is a predicted model, not a curated record. The coding region runs from base 765 to 1226 and encodes 153 amino acids.